This is a messenger RNA of Microdochium trichocladiopsis, 317 nucleotides long. RefSeq lists its product as uncharacterized. The transcript has a single exon. Bases 125 to 316 code for a protein of 63 amino acids. The record is from RefSeq and is a predicted model, not a curated record. Lineage: Eukaryota; Fungi; Ascomycota; Sordariomycetes; Xylariales; Microdochiaceae.
GUCCGAGAAUAUCUGCCGCACUCUCUUGGAGUAACCACGGCCAAAAUGCUGCACACCCUCUGAUUCGUUGUCCUUCGGUGCCUCAACGGCGAGACUGUCGACUGGAUAGAAGGGUGAUGAUGGAAUGAGACCCCGUUUCGUGGUGGACCGGUGGCUUGAGAAUGAAGAUCUGCGCGAGCUGGCUCUGCUGGACUGGGGCUUCUGGGGAGAGUUGGGGCCUCUGGGAAGCACAGUCGAGGCACGAGCUCCGCGCGGAGUGUAUUCGUCACCAGGGGCCGAUGAUUCUGACGAAUCGUCUUCGUCGCUGUCGGCGUAAA